AUGGCUCACUUUCCAAAAUUUAAAAAGGACAGGCGAAUCCAGGUAAAGAAAACAGAGGACGCAAAUGGGGGUAGCCUGGAAGUGUCAAUCAAGUCGCUGCAGUGUGCUGACCAAGGAACAUACUUCUGCGCCAUAGACACGUACAAGAUGUGGCCUUUAAAGGCAUCGAUAAGCAUAAUAACCCCGCCAGAGGACAGUCUGCGGCCCAGUUUUCCUACGGAAGUGUUCGAGGACAAGGUCGCCAAUUUCUCGUGCUCAGGACAGCCUGGAUAUCCUAGUGGGAAGCUCGUGUGGAAAAUCAAACACGAGAAGGACGCCGAUUUCAAACAAUAUGACUUCUACAGCGCGAGAUCUAAUGUAUCAGACGUUAAUUGCAUACGAUCAGAGACAAACACUGUAGAGUACCAAUUUGAUAUGGCGUGGAAUAACACAAAGAUACGCUGCUACAUUGACAACACGGACUACUUCGGCGAAGGCGUUAUUCGUCUCCUUCCAUACAACAUAUGUAACCGAGUCCGUGCCCAGGGUACCAUUAAUCAUCCAUACACCCCGCACAAGUACAUCGUGUGUGGCAAGGAGCUGAACAUCAUGCAGUGCCCUGGGCAACACGUGCUAUGACCACGCCGAGGAAAAUUGUGUGCAGUGCAAGGCCGGAGCCGGUGUCCUUGACCCUUGCCAAGGCAAACCUCUCUACUCCUACGUGGCCCAUGAAACCGACUGCAAAAAGUACUACAUAUGCUUGGGGCCGACCAAAACCGCCAAGACUUGUCCUAAAGGCUAUUUCGCACCUAAUGUACCCGGAAAUUGCGUCACAUCUUAUGGGCAGUCGCACUGCGGUCAAACUAAACCCUAAGAAAUAUGUUUGUUUCUUUCUUAUACCGUGUUAUAACCAGAAAUCGACGUUGCCAAAUGUUUUAAAUGCCAUUAAUGUCCUAAACAUGUCAUGCUUGUCAAGCACGGCGGCGAACAUGUAUUGAAUUACAUAUUUUUGUUAUAAAAUUUAGUCAUUAUUUAAUGUGUAAUGUGCGCCUGACAGAUUCGUGGCAUGGAUAAAAAGAACAGACAUGCCAUGGUUCACAAAAUAUACGUUUAAAUAUUUUUUUUUAAUGUUUUGCAUACACUUGUUUCAUAGCAUAGUAAGUUGUUUGCAAAAGGAGUUCAUUAUAUAAAUAACAAUCCUUGGAAGAAAAUAUGGGGUAGCGUAAUGUAAACACAAACAAACUCGUUCAACUGAUACUAUUAUACGUGUAAAUACAAUAUCGACUAAUUCUGUACCUACAUGUGUUUUAAGUAUUGUGAAACUAUGUUUCUUUUAAUGAAGAUACAAACAAUUUACGGUAACGUUAUGUGCCAUGCGAUAUCUUUACAUGCAUUACAUGCAAAUCAUUGCAUAAAAAGUGUUAAUCUCUCUUUAUAUGAGACGCGUUCUGAGAAAACGAGGCUUAAUGCAUGUGCUUAAAGUGUCAUCCCAGG
Messenger RNA from Dreissena polymorpha, 1473 nucleotides. RefSeq lists its product as uncharacterized. The record is from RefSeq and is a predicted model, not a curated record. The coding region runs from base 1 to 618 and encodes 205 amino acids. Lineage: Eukaryota; Metazoa; Mollusca; Bivalvia; Myida; Dreissenidae. The transcript has 6 exons.